Messenger RNA from Juglans microcarpa x Juglans regia, 797 nucleotides. Its product is annotated as protein ULTRAPETALA 1-like. Lineage: Eukaryota; Viridiplantae; Streptophyta; Magnoliopsida; Fagales; Juglandaceae. Gene Ontology annotation, cellular component: nucleus; cytosol. The coding region runs from base 121 to 714 and encodes 197 amino acids. The record is from RefSeq and is a predicted model, not a curated record. The transcript has 2 exons.
UUUUUAGCCUUACACACACAUGCACAUAUUAUUGGUGAAAGGUUUAAAUCGUCUUCUGUGUGAAUAUAACUCAUCAACACAGUCACAGGAGUUAGGGAUCAUGAGGAGACGAUUGCGAUCAUGUUAAACGAGGAAUUAGAACUAAACGACAUGAGUGAGCUUGAUAGAGGACCAAGAUUUCUUGAGGUCAAAUGCGACUGCACCAACAGAAAGUACGGUGAUUUCACCGGAAGGCUUAGGAUUUCUACCUGUGGCCAUGUUGUGAUCGCUUGCGAGUCCAACCCCAACUGUCCGGAAGGCAAGUUUCUUUGUCCAAAUUAUUUGUCACCUUUUAUAUUUAUUUGUUCAUAUUUUCCAGAAUGGCAAUGGUCUCAAGGUUUUUUUUCGACUUUGACUCCUGAUAAUUUCCUAAAACAUUGCGGGAAUGAAGGGACGAGAAGUUGGAAACGCAACAUUUGGGUCAUCGUAAACGACGAGAAGGUUGCUCUCCAGAUCAAGGUCGGUCUACUCCAGUACUACAAAAAUGCAUCAAUAUAUAUGAAUAUCAGUAGUACUGACUCAAAAAGCUCCGAACGUGAACGAAAAUUUCAUCGCGAUGAAUUCAUAAAAUGUUCAACAUGUAAUAAGGAGCGCAUGACGUUUCGUCUUCGAAAUCGUGAGCAACGUCUGAUAUUGUGUCUGUUUCGGCUGCCUCAAGUGCCCUAUGGACUCUGACUGCCGCACAUGUGCCUGUGAAAUCAAGAAAUGGCACACUUGCCUCAACAAAUGGGGCCAACACAAAACUUUGAAAUAUUUAA